Molecule: messenger RNA, 1451 nt
Organism: Solanum verrucosum
Lineage: Eukaryota; Viridiplantae; Streptophyta; Magnoliopsida; Solanales; Solanaceae
Product: equilibrative nucleotide transporter 1
Exons: 2
Coding region: 59-1306 (415 amino acids)
Biological process (GO): nucleoside transmembrane transport
Cellular component (GO): plasma membrane
Molecular function (GO): nucleoside transmembrane transporter activity
Source: RefSeq, a predicted model, not a curated record
GUACAAUUCAUUAUUAUCCACAGAAAAAGUAAAAUUAUACCGGAAAAAACCACCGGCGAUGGGUGCAACCACCGUGAACGGCGGCGGUUCAGAAUCGACAUCACUGUUAACUCCUUCAAAUCCUAAAAUUCCGAAAGACACGUUCCAUAUAGCUUACAUAAUCUACUUUACUCUCGGUGCCGGUUAUCUCCUCCCAUGGAAUGCAUUCAUCACCGCCGUCGAUUACUUCACUUACCUAUACCCGGACGUUAUGGUAGAUCGUAUCUUCGCCAUUGUUUACAUGGUCGUUGGAUUGAUUUGUUUGCUCUUGAUUGUUGCCUUUUCUAAUAAGACUAGUGCUUUUGUGAGGAUUAAUGUUGGAAUGUUUUUAUUUGUGGUUGCGCUUGUUGCGGUGCCGUUGAUGGAUGUGUUUUAUGUGGAUGGGAGAGUUGGAGUGUAUGCUGGUUUUGGUGUUACUGUUGGUUUGGUUGGAAUUUGUGGAUUUGCUGAUGCGUUGGUUCAGGGUGGAGUUAUUGGAGCUGCCGGAGAGUUGCCGGAUCGGUAUAUGCAGGCUACUGUCGCCGGAACUGCUUUUUCUGGUGUCCUUGUUUCGUUGCUAAGAAUAUUAACCAAAUCUGUAUAUCCACAAGAUGCUAAUGGGCUGAGAAAGAGUGCAAACCUUUAUUUUAUUUUCAGCAUCGCUGUGAUGGUUUUGUGCAUAGUCUUUUACAAUGUUGCACAUAGGCUUCCAGUAAUUAAGUACUACAAUGAUCUCAAAAUUCAGGCAGUGAACGAGGAGAGAGAGGAUAAGGGUGACUUAACUCCGGAAUUAUGGAGAUCAACUCUGGACAUUGUUGGGACUGUGAAAUGGUAUGGUUUUGGCAUCAUCAGUCUUUAUGUGGUCACCUUGUCUAUAUUUCCAGGAUAUAUCACAGAAGACGUGCAUUCUCAACUUCUGACGGAUUGGUAUCCGAUCUUGUUGAUUACCGGCUACAAUGUGUUUGAUCUGGUCGGGAAGUCUCUGACUCCUGUAUUAUUUCUUGAUAAUGCCAAGGUUGCUAUUGGUGCCUGCUUCGCAAGGCUGUUGUUUUUGCCUCUAUUCUACGCUUGCUUACAUGGGCCUAAAUUCUUUAGGACGGAGCUUCCUGUCACAAUACUAACCUGUCUACUGGGAUUAACUAACGGCUACCUGACUAGUUUGUUAUUGAUCUUGGGUCCAAAAACUGUCCAACUGCAACAUGCAGAGAUUGCUGGGACCUUACUCGUUUUGUUCUUGGUGAUGGGUCUGGCAAUUGGUUCCAUUGUAUCAUGGUUCUGGAUUAUAUAGUUUCUCAGCAGCUUGUAAGAUAUCAGUUCCCCUUAAACCAAUUGCUACUCGAAAACUGUGAAAACUUCUUUAUUCAUGCCAUUUCAAAUGUUUAUCCCCUGACAAGUUGUAACUUAUAAACCGUUGACUCGAAUUGUUAAUGUAU